Molecule: messenger RNA, 1064 nt
Organism: Coccinella septempunctata (seven-spotted ladybird)
Lineage: Eukaryota; Metazoa; Arthropoda; Insecta; Coleoptera; Coccinellidae
Gene: Arf102F
Product: ADP-ribosylation factor 2
Exons: 3
Coding region: 194-736 (180 amino acids)
Biological process (GO): vesicle-mediated transport; intracellular protein transport
Cellular component (GO): plasma membrane; cytoplasm
Molecular function (GO): GTPase activity; GTP binding
Source: RefSeq, a predicted model, not a curated record
UCUCUUUUGUUGCGUGGCAUUAAGUUCUGUGAUCAAAAGCCCCAAUCAGAUUUAUGUAGUCCUGAAUCACCUGAGGAAAUAAUUGAUAAUUUGCACAAUUUAAUGAUCAAUUUAUACUGUUGACCGGCAGGUCCUGUCAUUAAAUCCCUUUAGAGUAGAAAAUCCUUUAAAUAUAAACAAAUAACUCAUCGAUAUGGGUUUGACCAUAUCUAGUGUAUUGACCCGCCUUUUUGGUAAAAAGCAGAUGCGUAUUUUGAUGGUUGGGCUGGACGCUGCGGGAAAAACUACAAUCCUUUAUAAGUUGAAGUUAGGUGAAGUUGUUACAACCAUUCCAACUAUUGGGUUUAAUGUGGAAACGGUAGAGUACAAAAAUAUUAGUUUUACAGUAUGGGAUGUAGGCGGACAGAAUAAAAUUAGAAAACUGUGGAGGCAUUAUUAUCAAAACACUGAUGGUUUGAUAUUUGUGAUCGACUCAAAUGAUAAAGAGCGAAUUGCAGAAGCAUCAACAGAAUUAAAUAAUAUUUUAGAAGAUGAUUAUCUCAAAGAAGCAGCUUUAUUGGUGUUUGCCAAUAAACAAGAUUUGCCAAAUGCAAUGACAGCUGCGGAACUUACAGAUAAAUUGGGUUUGAACCAACUUAGUAAUCGAUCAUGGUAUAUUCAAGCUACAUGUGCAACACAAGGAAAUGGUCUGUAUGAAGGUCUUGAUUGGUUAUCAAAUGAACUGGCAAAUAAAUAAUAUUGUUAAUUAGGUUUUUAAGAUUUGUUUUAAUGUUACUAUGAGUUAUUCAUAAUAUUUUCUUUAGUUUAACAGUACCUCUGUGAUUUAUAUGGAAGUGACUGAAUAAGAAAUUUUUAAGAUACAUUUAUACAGUCAAUAAUGUAUUGAUUUUUGUAAGUCAUUUGUAAUGUAGUAGAAGAGUUUGAAUUUUAUCACUCAUUGUAAGAGAUAUUUCACAGACAAAAUAAUACAUUUCCCAACCACUUGGAUGUUUUAUCUGAUUUUUCAUAUCAGUAUUGAAAUAUUUAUUUGUAUAAAUAAAAUAAUGGGUCAACACUUGGUUAAA